AGUUGUUGCACUCCACCAUGGAUGGACCUUGCCCAAAAAAUCUCAUUGAUAGGACGGUGGUUACAUAUCUAUCUGUUGCCCGCAAUUAGAUGGUUAAGAAUAACAGAACAGCUUUCCAUGUCCCAUUGAAAGUAGCCGCUUUUUCUAAUGAUAAAAGAGUCCCAAGCAUUGGUUGCUAUGAUCUUCCAAUCUGCAAGAUUUUGGGGCAUGGUCUGUCCAUGGCAGGACUAAAGAGAUCAAUAGUCAAGAUUACAGGACCAUUACCCCAACUUUUACAAUGGGACCCUGUAUACUGUGCAAAGACACGGGUCAAGUAUCAUAUAAUUCCUUCCUCAGCCCUGAGGAUAUGUAUGUUGUCCUUGAUGCAGCGAGUUCCUAGAAAUGGGGCGCACCAUCUGGUGAUUUAGAGCUGCACUGAUAUGAUGGUGUCCUGCUGUGGAUGGUGCAUGCCCCGAAAAUCUCCCAGAGCAGCUGGUGGUAGCCAUUUAGUUCUUAGCCUUCUUCUCCAGUGUUUGUCUGUGGAUCAUGACUAUAUAUUUCUAAACUGUAUAUUUGUAGGACAUGUGUGUUAGUGUUCGCUUAAUCCCUUCAGGGAGUUUUUUCAGAGAUGGCUUGUCCAUGUUAGAUCCCAUCAGAUCAUCACUGGACACGUGCCCCACUUGUACAGACUCAAUGCCCAAGGACACUAUACAUGUACACCCAGGCAGAUGCUGUUUUCAACGGCUACCAUAUAACAUGAAUACCUGAGUCAAUCACAUUUUCUUUCUGGCAAUUACAUUUUGCAUGAGUUAGUUGACAUAGAUACCCACCUUGACUAAUAAAUACACUUGGGCUUCUUUCAGUAAUACAAUAGCAUGGCCUUGUAUUGUUGUAUUACCGAAAGUAGAAAAGAUGAGUGUAUUUAUCCAUGUGGAUGGGUAUAAAGAGUGGCCUCAUUUCAUAAUUCUAUUAUGCAUGUUCAUUUUCCAACUGCUAACAAAAUUUAUUUGUGGCAGCUAAAAGUGCAUUGGAGUCAUAUUAUAUUGUGCAUCUAUUUUCAUGAUGUUACCCAUCGAUCCUGCAAAGAAGAAUUCUUUCCAGCGUCGCAUCUCCGAUGGUGACCUCAUUAUUGUGUAUGAGAGACAUGACAACAUGAAGGCCAUCAAAGUAUGCCAAGGUUCAGAGCUUCAGAACCGAUUUGGCAUUUUCAAACAUUCCGACUGGAUAGGAAGGUCUUUUGGGUCGAAGGUGCUGAGCAAUAAAGGCGGAUUUGUUUAUCUUUUAGCUCCUACUCCAGAGCUGUGGACACUGGUUUUAAGCCAUAGGACCCAGAUUCUAUAUAUUGCGGAUAUCAGCUUUGUCAUUUCCUACUUAGAAAUUGUACCUGGGUGUUUGGUUCUUGAGUCAGGCACCGGCAGUGGCUCCCUCACUACCUCUCUUGCAAGGGCUGUUGCGCCUUCCGGUCAUGUUUACACGUUUGACUUUCAUGAACAAAGGGCUGCCUCAGCUAGGGAGGAUUUUGAGAGAAUUGGAUUGAGCAGCUUAAUUACGGUAGAUGUUCGAGAUAUUCAAGGUGAAGGAUUUCCUGCUGAAUAUUGUGGGGUAGCAGAUUCAGUUUUCCUUGACCUCCCCCAACCUUGGUUGGCCAUACCAUCUGCUGUGAAGAUGUUGAAGCAGGAUGGGGUUUUGUGCUCGUUCUCACCAUGCAUCGAACAAGUGCAGCGCUCCUCCGAGACAAUGAGAUCUGAUUUUACAGAUAUAAGGACAUUUGAGGUUCUCCUCCGCACAUAUGAAGUCCGAGAGGAGAGGAUGAAGUUGAGUGGAGGUGACAAAAGUGGCUCGUUGGGGUCCCGGCCUUGCAAGAGAAGGCAGCCUUCUUCAGGUGAAGCAAUCGACGGAAGGGAGACAGCAUGUAGUUCUAUAAUGGCCAGGCCAUGCAGCGAGUCAAGAGGUCACACAGGUUACUUAACAUUCGCAAGGCUCAAAUGCUUCUGAUUAGCCGGUUCUCAUCCCUUGGUGGUUUUGAUGGAUCACUGGCUGCUUUUUUUUGGUCAUGGGUCGAUGCUUAUUUGAUCUGUGAUGUUCUGGUGUAAAAGAACUUGAAAGAGGGGAGCUCUUUCCAUGGUUCAAAAACUUGAAAGCUUGACUUGAUUGGAUUUCUAGCUGUUGUAGCUCCCUCCUAAUCCCGUCACAUGCAACUUUUUUUCUUUUUUUCCUGUGAAACAAGAGCCAGCAGCAGAGUGGGAAAGUGUCUCAGUCGAGCAAUGUCGAGUUGCUGAGUUUUCAAGCUGACUUGAUGAGUCUCAACCGAGUCAAACUUGCCACUGAGUUUCCAAGAGACUCGUUGAAAAUUUUGGGUCCAACCACUGAGUUUUUGAACCAUGGGGCAAUCUUCUUGUUUUCUUCUUCUCAUUGAAUUGUUGCGAAAUGUGAAGUUUUGGAAGGUGUUUCAAGCCUCAAA
Molecule: messenger RNA, 2440 nt
Organism: Magnolia sinica
Lineage: Eukaryota; Viridiplantae; Streptophyta; Magnoliopsida; Magnoliales; Magnoliaceae
Exons: 3
Coding region: 1039-1974 (311 amino acids)
Biological process (GO): tRNA methylation
Cellular component (GO): nucleus; tRNA (m1A) methyltransferase complex
Source: RefSeq, a predicted model, not a curated record